Messenger RNA from Aspergillus oryzae RIB40, 2190 nucleotides. RefSeq lists its product as uncharacterized. Gene Ontology annotation, cellular component: nucleus. The transcript is spliced from 5 exons. The record is from RefSeq and is a predicted model, not a curated record. Gene Ontology annotation, biological process: positive regulation of transcription from RNA polymerase II promoter by galactose; DNA-templated transcription. Lineage: Eukaryota; Fungi; Ascomycota; Eurotiomycetes; Eurotiales; Aspergillaceae. Bases 1 to 2190 code for a protein of 729 amino acids. Gene Ontology annotation, molecular function: RNA polymerase II cis-regulatory region sequence-specific DNA binding; DNA-binding transcription factor activity, RNA polymerase II-specific; zinc ion binding.
AUGCAGUCUCGAAGGUCCGCCAUACGAAAAAGCAGUGGGUCAUGCCGACGAAAAUCGUCAUUCUGCUGUGAGCCAUGUCGGGAACGCAAGUCUCGUUGCGACGGAAGGAAACCCAUCUGCAGCCCUUGCACUCAACGGUCGCAUGCGGCUGACCGGUGCGUUUAUAGGCGCAACAUUGUCAGGCUAUUGGACACCGAUGAAUACCUUCAAGUCCUUUAUCGUCAUAUUCGCGAAUUGGAAGAAAUGUGCCACGAAGCUGGGAUUCCAGUCCCUACGUUUAACCCAGAUGUUUCAUCCAUAGACUCAGAUGGAGAGACAGCUCAUAUUGGCCUGGGAAUCCAAUUCGAUACUCAGACAGCUCUCCCAGAUCAUGGGAAUUCUCGCGCCUUUCCACCUCCAAUAAAGCCGGAAACCUUCCCUUCCCUUCUGACAAACCCGCAGGAGGGUGAUUUAAACUUGCUGAAAGCUAGUAAUGUCAGUAGUGGUAACGAAGGAUUUCCAAAGCAACUGAAUAAGUUUUUCGGAAGCCCACCCACUGCGUGCCUAAUACGUCUCCUGACACAAGGUUCUCUGCUGAGAGAUAUCCCCUAUGGUCCUACUCAUGCUCAUUUAGAUGGCUCCCUUUUGCCACCACGGGAUCUUGCCGACCAUCUGCUGGGUUGCUUCUGGGAUCGGGUUUAUUGCCUUUAUCCUUUCUUUGACCGAUCUAGUGUCCAGGAUGCCUACGAGGGUCUCUGGGUAUCCGACACAAAAGACAAUAAGCCCAGUGAACUCAACAUCGGCCUUGGCGGCAGGUCUGACUCCGGUCGUCAGUCACCAGUCUUUAUUUGUGCACUGAACAUCAUGUUUGCCCUUGGGUGCCAUUUUGCCGAUCUCUCGGUUCCGGAUCGGAAUGCCAUAGCCCAUACCUUCUUCCUUAGGGCCAAACAGAAUAUUGGUCUGGAUCUGCUCGAAAUCCGCACUUUUGGAGCUGUCCAAACCCUUUUAUUGGCGUCACUGUAUCUUCAAAGCAUACCCGAUUCACAUAAGUCUUGUGAUUUGGUAGGAGUGGCGUGUAGAAUUGCCCAGGGGCUUGGGUUUCACGAAACUCAACCAGACAGCUUCAAGGACCCGCUAGAAAUGGAGGUUCAGCGGCGCACAUGGCAUGGGUGUGUCAUGAUGAAUACAAUAACGAACAUGGCUUGUGGGAGGCCUAGUUCGAUGUCUUCCUUGCCUACCAUUCCACUGCCAGGGGCAGUAGGUCUUACUCCUACGAACGCCAAGGACCCGUAUGUAGCAGCCUUCUACCCCUCCAGCCUAGAGCUGUGUAGCAUCCUAGACACUGCCUUGUCUGCUGUCCACAAAGCACAAUGCAACCGAUCGAGCACCCCGGCUAGCUCAAAAAUUGCACAACAGGACUGGUUAGAUGUUGUGAUUAAACUGGAAGAAAAGCUAUCCAAAUAUGAAUCCAGCCUGCCCGCAGUCCUCAGUUGGAAUCGUCCAUUCAAUCCAGCGACGGAUGUAACUCAGUUGUUGACUUUAAGGCGCCAGAGAAAUGUUUUACAUGCAAGAUUCCUUUACCUGCGCCUCCGCCUCAACCGUACCGCCUUUAGUCAACUAUGCUCUGAAAUGCUGGCGCAAGAGGAUUCCGAGACCGAUCAGCAUGAUCCUGUCCUUAGGGCGCUCUUUUCAUCGGUGUUAUCCAAGUGUGCAGCGGCCUGCGUAAAAGCAGCGAUCGACUUGGUCUCGCUAGUUUAUGACAACUAUCAAACCUCCGCUACCGACACCUGGUGGUACAAUGGUUUCUACACAUCGAUUGCGGGUAUGGUCAUCGUAAUGUCCUACACCUGCCUGCCCGCCCUGUCCGACAUCGAGAAAACUACCGUCCAUGAAGCAUGGCGCAAGUGCGAACAAAUCUUGCAGUUUAUGAUCCCGUAUAACUUCUCUUCGAGAAAUACGUUACUGUUUUUACGAGCCGCUCGUGAUCGGAUUCUAUCGUAUCUCGAAGACACAAGUGAGACAGGCGCCACUGACAUGGGUCCUGAUUCGAGCCAUGUAGAUGGCAUGGAGAAUCCUUUCGCCGAUGAUACAGACGGCUUGUUCAACGGGGCGAACUGGCUGGGCAGUGCCGUGGCUAUGGUUGGACUGGGAUUCUUGUGCCCGGCCGAUUUUAAAUGGUUUCAGGACUGGUUGGCGGAGGAGUUGCCUUGA